Molecule: messenger RNA, 1202 nt
Organism: Musa acuminata AAA Group (dessert banana)
Lineage: Eukaryota; Viridiplantae; Streptophyta; Magnoliopsida; Zingiberales; Musaceae
Exons: 5
Coding region: 14-919 (301 amino acids)
Source: RefSeq, a predicted model, not a curated record
CGUGGCACAGCCAAUGCGGCCAUAUGCUCUGCUUCUUUUUCUCUUCUCUUUUGUCAGAGCUUCUCAUCCUCCCAACCAUCUCCCUCUAUUUCUCAACUCCUCUUCCUCCACGGUAGGGGUUUGGUUCUUCCAGGCUUCCAUGGCUGUUCCCACUGCUGCUGCGGGCGACGCUGACGAGUGGAUCCACGACGCCUGCCUCCACCCUCAUCUCGUGGCUGCCGUCCUCCUCAGCUUUCGCCGACGGAGCCGGCUUGACUCGGAGACGGAGUGCGACGAGAAGCCGUCGACGUCCACGACACCUGUGCCGACGGCGUUGCUGGAAUGGGGAAGGAAGAGGUCGCGGAUGAUGAGGCUCCCCAGAACCCUCUCGUGGACGAUGGGGGAGGAGGAAGAAGUUGCGGCGGCGGCGGCGAAGAGAAAGGGGAAGAGGAGGGCGAGCCCGCAGUCGCCCCUGGAGGGAUACAGCAGCGCGUCGGCGAGCGGCGGCGACGAUGGUGCGAGGGCCCCGGGAUCUGCCUGCCUUGCCGCCGCCACGCCGGAUGACCGGCUCCCCAAGGUGGUCGGCAACCCACGGGCACCGUCGGUUUCAUCGAUCCCUGCUGCGAGCUCCAUCCAACGGCCACCGUCGAAGAAAAUGACGAAGCCGGAGCUGCAGGCGGUAGAGAGAACGCUGCUGGAAGAGAGAGCGAAGCUUCAUAAGGAGAUGGAAGACCUGCGGAGAGCUGUGGAGGUGCUGAGGGCGGACAAUUGCAAGAUGCAGAUGCACUUGGAGUCGCCAAAGAUACCAGUUAAGGUUCACGUGGUUCUUGAAGAUGUCCAAUUCCCUGGAAUAUGCCAGCACAUCACUCCAUAUUCGCUCCCUGGCCGCAAAGAUUUGUUAAUGAUACCAGACCUCAAUGAUCCAUUGCCAGAUUGUUGAGUCUCCAGACUGUUGUGCUGAAGUAUCAAGAAAGGCAAAACUUCUCCCUUUGUGAAUGAUCAACCCAAACUCUAGAAGGUAACUGGUGACAAGUGGAAGGUGGGUUUCAUGAAGCAUUGCAUCUCUAACCACAGUUCUGUCUAAUAUAUUAGGGAGAACCCAAAGGGAGCUCCACAGAUACUUAGAGAAUAUGGAUUCACUGAUUAUUUGCUACUUCAAGAAUUUACACGAGUGUGAUGCUUUAUUCUUCUCCAAGAUGAAAUGGUAUUUGUUUGUUAGCUUC